CGUUAAUCCAGAUGACUUGACAGGCUAAUGGUAGAUCUUGGGUCAGGGGCCUGUAAUGUACGUGUGAUACUACAGUUGGAUAACACUACACUGUUGCAGGUGUACGUGUCAGUCGUUAUAAUGUUAUGACUGUCUUUGUUAGCUAGCUGUCUGAGACGUAAACGUUGCCAGUUAGUCCAGCUGUGAUCGUUGUUGAUGUUACGUUAACGUUAGCUUAACGUCUUAUCAUGUGGGUUUUCGGUUACGGGUCUCUCAUAUGGAAAGUGGAUUUUCCAUAUGAGGAAAAAAGAGUUGGCUACAUAAAAGGCUUCAGCCGUCGGUUUUGGCAGGGUAGUACCGACCACAGGGGAGUACCGGGUAAGCCUGGCCGGGUCGUGACACUGGUCGAGGAUCCUGAGGGGUGCGUUUGGGGUGUCGCCUACAAGCUGCCGACGGGCCGGGAGCAGGAAGUGAAGAGCUACCUCGACUACCGAGAAAAAGGUGGUUAUCAGGUCAUCGCGGUGACCUUUCACCCCCGUCCACCACUCUCUCCCCCGCCCAGCCAAACGCUGCUUUACAUCGGUUCUCAGGACAAUCCAGACUACCUCGGCCCCGCCCCUCUGGAGGAGAUAGCCAACCAGAUCGUCAGCUCUACCGGUCCAAGUGGGCAAAAUACGGAGUACCUGUUUCAGCUGGCUAAUGCUGUGAGGACAAUUCUGCCUGAGGACUCAGACACACACCUGUUUUCUCUAGAAACGUUAGUGAGGGAACAACUACACAAUGUGCAGAAACACUCAAACACUCAAACGGGCUGAUUGUAACUAUAUAAUAAAUAAGACUUGAUCAAUGUAUUAAACCAGGCUGGGUUUGUCAAAUAAUGUCAGGGUUUAAGGUACACAUGGGGCCAAUCAGGAUAUUUAUCGGGUACAGAAAACAAGUUGACAAAGUCUGUUUUGUCCAUUAGUGUCACACUACAAAGAAAUGUCACCGUUUUGUCCAUUACACUGCAAAUAAUAUGUAAUGAAAGCUACUUCAAAGUAGGGAAAAUGACGAAUACAUGAAAGUACUCUUAACUGGCGUCCAAACUACAUGUUUAAUGAUCACAAAACAUGCUGUGGAAAAACUUUUAGAUUUUCUUCUUGUACAAUAUUCAACAGCAUAAAGGAAGGAAUAAUAUUGAGUGAAUAUAUCACAUUCACAGAUGCAUGGGGUCUGUUUUGAUCCAUUUUAAAACAUUCAGCAUUUGAAGUAAGACUGCACUGUUCUCCCAGCUGAAGUGAAAUGUAGGGCUCACCCAAAAUGUACGGUCAUUUAAAGUUGGAGCCCAUAGCAGUUUUGGCACAUUUAAAGUCCCUGAAAACCUGUAUUCAAAUAUUGAUUAUUUCUGUAUAACAUUAAAUAGUCAUGACUAAAUAAGCAAUAGUUAAAGUACAAAAACAAAACAUCCUUAUAUACUAUUAAGACUUGUGUGUGUGUGUGAAGAGCACAGAGAAAAACAACACGGACAGAAAGCUCUCAGGAGAAAACUGUUUCAACUUGGUGAGAAAGUUUUGUUUUCAUGUAGGAGUUCAUCGCUCAACACAAAAACCUGAUUGAGAACAUUUGUUUUUAGGACCUUUUAGAGUUAAACUCAAGAUGGCUUUGAUGAUGAUGUUAGGGAGAGCUAUAUUUUUUACCUUUGUGCACACAUAAAGAUGAAGAGAUGUUGGAUAGAGGUUCACCAGAGAAUUUAUGAUACUGUUUUCAAAUCCCUGAAACAAAAGCUGAAUAUAAAGUUUUGGAGCAUCAUCAGUCCUCCCCAAACACAUUUUUUAGUGCCAUUAUUCAUAACUAUUUCCAAAGUUGAUUGUCUAACCAGAUAAUCCUGCUUUGGUAAAUGCCCUCCAUCUCUCUUCCUGAUAUGAAAACCGAAUUUCAGGGCAGAUCUUAUCAUACUACUGAAAUCACGCAGUGUACAGCCACACAUGUACACUUUGUGUAUUCCAGCUAUGCUUCUUGUCAUUCUGCCAGCAUACGUCUCAGCACAGUGAACAUAUCAAAGUCGACAGGGCUGCAUCAGAAAAGAUCAACAUGCAGAAUAAAGAUGGUGACAGCUC
This is a messenger RNA of Micropterus dolomieu (smallmouth bass), 2075 nucleotides long. RefSeq names its product ChaC, cation transport regulator homolog 2 (E. coli) (gene chac2). Lineage: Eukaryota; Metazoa; Chordata; Actinopteri; Centrarchiformes; Centrarchidae. Gene Ontology annotation, biological process: glutathione catabolic process. The transcript has 3 exons. Gene Ontology annotation, molecular function: gamma-glutamylcyclotransferase activity; glutathione specific gamma-glutamylcyclotransferase activity. Gene Ontology annotation, cellular component: cytoplasm. The record is from RefSeq and is a predicted model, not a curated record. The coding region runs from base 228 to 794 and encodes 188 amino acids.